ACGUUUACCCUGACAAGGAGAAAGAUAAGAAACGAUCUUUGGACCAGAGAAGGAGGGCAAUCCUGUGCCAGGAGGUUUUCCACUGUUCUUAGUCUUCUCAGCGUCUGGAUUUGGAUGACUGACUUUUCUGGGAUGAGUAAAUGUGUUUGACUGGACUGAGGAUCUCUGCAGUGAAGGAAAGUCUGUGCAACAGGCUGGACAUUGUACACAGGAGGGGAGAAAACAGGCAGCCAUAACAGAUUUCAGUUUUUGAGUGAGUACAUGCAGGAUGAGUUGCAUGUGGGGGUUUCUGCUCUGCUGCAUGGCUGGACUCUGGCUUUGUGUUGCUGACCAGGGGACACCAUCCAGUCAUGUUCGGUACAGGCACAGUGCUGAACAUCGACUGCAGCGGUCUUUGAGACAACACUGUGACCCCACUUACAACAACCACACUGCCGGGGCAAUUACACAGCAAUGUGGCCCUGGACAGUACAAGGAGAGAAGUGGACCAUACAGAGGUCAUUGUGUGCCCUGUAACUGCAAUGGCCUGUCCCAUGAGUGUGACCCAAAUUCAGGAAAGUGCCGGAACUGCCAGUUGAACACAGCUGGGGACCACUGUGAGCGGUGUGCGGAGGGCUAUUAUGGCAGCGCAGCUCUGAGGACGUGCCAAGUGUGUCCAUGUCCCUUUUCAGAUCCAUCUCAUAGCUUUGCACUCGGUUGUCUGAAGAUUGGAGAUCAGCUUGAAUGUCUGUGCAAACCAGGAUAUUUGGGAACUCGCUGUGAAAGGUGCGCGGCUGGUUACUAUGGUGACCCAUUACAGGGUGGAGGGAGUUGCCAGCUUUGUGCCUGUGAUGAUGGCUAUUUAUGCGACCCCUUUACAGGCGAGUGUGAAAAUCCAAACAACCCCAGCAUUGAUGGUGACUGCCAAGAGUGUGACAGCUGUGUUCAGACAUUGCUGGAGGAUCUGGAGGGGAUGGAUUCUGAGCUCUACACACUGAAGGUCGAUCUAGAGCGCUUUAAGCACAGCUCUGAUUCCCUCGCUGCUCUGAGGAAACUGGAAGAGGCCAUUGUUGCUGCAAAGGUGUUAGUGGUGAAGUACAACACAUCUGUCCAGCUGCUGGAGCCGAAGAUGAAAGAACUAGAGUCGGACGUGGACGGGGUCAGAAAGGACCUGAGAACACUCAAGGCCAAGGCAGAUUUGACUUCAUCAGUCACUAAUGAGGUGUUAAACGAUUCAGACAAAACUCAGCAAAUGGGCCAAAACCUGCUGACUGACACUGAGGAGCUUCUGAGAAGAAUAGAAGAACUCCAGGAGGAACUGAAAGUCUCUAACAUCACUGCACCCAGCAAAGAGGUUGCGAGGAUGCUGGAGGAAGCGAGGCAGAUGGUGGCACAAAUGAGAAGGCAAAACUGCAGCGUGCAGAGGAGACUGGCUGAGGAUGAACUCGGGGAAGCUCAGAGACUCUUAGAUUACAUCAUGAAGAACUUGACCGAUCCUCUGAACGGUACUCUGGCCACUGCUGAUCGAACCGCCCAAGACCUCAUGUCCUGGAUUGCUGAGCUUAAAGAUCUUAAAGAUGCACUGAAAAAGGCAGAGAGAACCGUGAACAAGACCAAAGUGAUGAAUGACAGGAGUGAGGCCAGUCUUUCACACAUUCUGAAACGUCAUAAGAUGCUGGAGGAAGAGCAAGAGGCCAUCUCUGCUGAUGUGGCGAUGAGUAAAGGAACACUGAGAGAGAUAACAGGUGUUCUUAUAAUGAUGGAAGACCUAAGAAAUAACUUCGCAGGACUUGCCGCUGAGCUGGACGGAGCAGAAAGGGGUUUAAAGCAAAAACUGGAUGAGCUUUCCAGGGCCACUGCUAAGGACGGCAUCGUGAGAGAGGCAGAGGAACAUGCCCAGUAUCUCAUGGAUCUUGCUAUGCACUUUCAAAUGUCUCUGCUGAAUUACACCAACACCUCAGCUGUUCAAAAGGCUGUAGAGGCCAUCAAUGCUUAUGGAGAGGUCAUUGACGCUCUUAAAAAGGCUGAGGCAGCCGCAAAUAAAGCUCAUGAAGCUGCAGACCAGGCCCUUGCGAAUGUGAAAGCACAGAAUCUGACUCAGAAGGCAGAAGAACUGAAGAACUCUGCAGUCAGUUUGCUUGACAAAGCUGAGAAAGCAGAGAAGAAUCUAGCAGAGGCCACACAAAAAUAUGCUGAUAUUAAAGACCGUCUGGACAAGGCAAAGGCUGAAGGAAAGCAUAAGAAUGAAGAGGUCCAAGCUAUGGAGGAGAUGUUGAAUGAGAUCAAUAGAGAUGAUAUUCAUGCCCUUGUGAACCAGGCAAUGGAUGCUGUCCAGGCUGCCAAUAACACUGUGUCCAAUGCUACAGCACGGUUAGAGGACAUCAGCGAUGAACUGGACAAGAUCCGUGUUCCUGGUGGAGAUUCAAACAUGGAUGAUAUACUUAACACCGUCAACAAAACAUUUAUUGAGCUGAACAAAGUCUUUCCUGAAGUCACUGAUACGCUCGCUGAGGUGUUGAAUCAAAGCAGCUGGGUGCCCACCAGAACCAAUAUGUCCGACAGCAUCAUGAGGAUCAAGGACAUGAUUGAGAAGACCAGAGAUAUGGCCAACAGAAUUAGGGGUCCCAUUUUGUUUUCUGGCAAUAGCCACAUAGAGCUUCGUCCACCUAAAAACCUGGAAGAUCUACGAGCCUUCACAGCUCUCAACCUGACACUCCACCGGCCCAAACUACACCAACACAGGCGUCGCCAGAGUGCAGAGGAAGACAAUCUGUUUGUCCUUUAUCUGGGAAACAAAAAUACACAGAAGGACUAUGUCGGUAUGGUGGUCAAGAACAGUGUACUGUAUUGUGUGUACAAACUGGGGGGCAUACUCCAUGAAAUAAAGACCAGUAAAAUCACAGAGUCCAGCACUAACAGUUCAUUUAUGGACAGAGUGGAUUUCCGCAGAGUUUACCAAGACGCAGAAGUCGUCUACACCAAGACCUACACUUCAUCUGCGCCUGAAAAGCUUCCACCAAUGACAAAUCAAGCAAAUACAACAGUUACCUUGCUGGAUUUGGACCGUGAUGAGGUGGUCUUGUAUGUGGGAGGCUAUCCAAAUGACUUCACUCCACCAAAGGAGCUCAAAUAUCCCAAAUUCAGAGGAUGCAUUGAAUUUUCCACAUUAAAUGAACACAUUCUCGGCCUCUACAAUUUCCAGAACGCUGUCAACAUAGCACGUACAGACAGAUGUCUAAGAGGUGAGGUCCGUCAGGUGGGGCAGUAUUUUGAUGGCACAGGCUACGGGAGGGUCAACAUGGCAGGCACAAGUAGAACUGUCAAAUUCUUUGUCUUAAGUAGACAAGAGAAUGCCCUGCUGUUCUUUAUGGGUAAAAAGGACACUCAUUUCACAGUUACUGUGGAGGAAGGCUUUGUCGUUUUGCGGAUAAGUCAAGGGAACCAAACCAGAACUGAAAAGAGCAAUAGAAACAUCUUCCCUGUGGUGUACUACCACCAAAUUCGAAUACUCCAAAGCACCACUGAACAUCGGGUCGACAUUACUGAGAAUUCAGUCAAUGUUUGGAUCGACUACUGGAGUCUGCAGUCUGCAGAGACAGAAGCUUUUAUAGGAGGCGUUCCAGCAGCGACAGCUGUGAGACAUAACAUCAGCUACCCACCAUUUAGAGGAUGCUUGAAAAGCCUUGAAGUGGAUGUUUAUGUCAGAUUCACUGAGGAAGUUGGAAUUGUCCCUGGUUGUCCAGUGGAUUUACUGGGUUUGCGUGAAGCUUCUUUGGAGAUGGGGGGCGCUCUUUCUUUUGGUCAGAAUAUCACACAGUCAGAUGCCGGGACGAUGGUUUCACUAGGGUUCAAAUCCACCCAGAGCAGCGGCCUCCUGCUCCACACUGGCAACGUGGACAGUGGAUUCAAACUGUCUCUGGUUGGCGGCCACGUGGAGAUGACAGACAGCACAAACACUUUGAAAUCUAAACACAGAUAUGACGAGGGAGGAUGGCACUAUGUGACGGCUUUCAGGAACAGCACAGGAAUGGAGCUAAAUAUUGAUAAUUCAGAUAUUGGAAAGAAACAGGCACCUGCCUCAGCCACCGUACCCACAGACCUAGAUAUUAUUUUAGGACAGGAGACAUUCCAGGGCUGCCUGAGGAACUUUUACAUGAGAAGGCUGGGGGACACUUACAUUCCAGCUGAUCUGAGCACUUUCAGUCAGACUGGGCUCGUGUCUUUAGGAUACUGUAAAGCACAGCACCCUCCUCUGUCCAUGACUGAGAAAAGCAACUUUAAACACAGACGGACAGUUCACUGGCCGAACGUCCAAAAGGAUUCCUUUCAGUCAGACUGUAUCAAGCCAGCCGGUCUAAUCCAGGCCUACCAUCUCAGUGCCAGCAGUCAGCUGCAGUACCGCAUACAACCAGAGGAUCUCAAUUUCAGACCCCAUUUCUCUCUGGACGUGCGGACCACGUCAGCCAGUGGUCUGCUGCUCCACAUCGCAGACAAUCAAGGUGUUUCUCAAGUGGUUUUGUUCAUAACCAGUGGCAGGGUCAAGCUCUCCGUCGGGGGAGGAGGACUGCUUCACUAUCAAAAGAAGAUUAAUAAUGGCGACUGGCACAAUAUCAGAUUUAGUGUUGAGCAGCACACAGCCCACCUUGUAGUGGAUGGCUUCCGGGUGCCGGAUGGACAGCUACAACAGGAUGAAGGGAUUUCUAUGGGGCUGCAGGCUCCUGUCUACAUUGGGAGUGGACAGGUUCAGACAGUUGCUAGAACUCAGGGCAAACCCUUCCCUAAGAAGAGCGUGAUUGGGUGUAUCCGUGAUGUCAGGUUUUAUGAUCUUCUCAUCGGAGAGCCUGCAGUCAAUCAUGGUGGAGCUCCAUGUUUUGAUGAGGCAGCAGUGGAGGGGGCGUACUUUGCUGGCGACGGCUCUUAUGCAGUUUUAGAAAAGUACUUUGUGCUGGGCGCUGAAUUCAACAUAACAUUUGAAGUUCGCCCUAGAAACGUGACAGGCUUACUGUUUCACUGCAGAGGUCAUCAUGGUCACAGCCUCAGUGUCUUCCUAAAGAAGGCCAAGAUGGUGGUGCAGAUGAAUGAGGGAGCAGGAGACUACAGCACUUCUGUAAUUGCUCCAUCACCCCUGUGUGGUCACACCUUCCACCACGUGAAAGUGACCAAAAAUGGAAAUUCUGUCAAGCUUACGGUGGGCAAAGAUUCUAAUAGCGCUGUCGGACCUUCUGUGCAUCAUCACUCCCAGGCUCAUGACGCCCUUUACAUCGGGGGCGUCCCAGAGACGAAGCGUAAGAGAGUUCCAGUGUGGAGCUCCUUUGUGGGCUGUAUGAGGAACGUGAAGAUCAACCAGGCUGCUGUUUCAUUUGAGUCUGUUACCAGUGUGUUCGGCCCUGUCAACACUAGCGAGUGUCCAGGAGACUAGGAGGCCAGUGGGACCCCGCAGUGGACAAGAGUUUUCGGAUUAAAUUUUGAGGUUAUGUUUGGGUGAUUUUAGAGAUGGUGGCAAACGUGUAGAACCAAGAGCAAAGCUGCGAUUCCUCUUGUAGAAUCCGACAUUCCUAAACUCUGCCAGAAGGACUUUUCCUGAAUAAUUAACAGUAAUGAGGGUUUGUCACAAGCAUAAGAAUGACUUGAAUCAAAUAUUUGGUACAUCAGAAUCGCUGCCUUGCCAGUGAAUUGAUCAUUCAUAUUUUUAGUAUAAAAGAAACAAUAAAUGGAAAAAUAAAUUUUAUUGUUGA
This is a messenger RNA of Pygocentrus nattereri (red-bellied piranha), 5714 nucleotides long. RefSeq names its product laminin, alpha 3 (gene lama3). Gene Ontology annotation, molecular function: signaling receptor binding. The record is from RefSeq and is a predicted model, not a curated record. Gene Ontology annotation, biological process: regulation of cell migration; cell adhesion; regulation of cell adhesion. The transcript is spliced from 38 exons. Lineage: Eukaryota; Metazoa; Chordata; Actinopteri; Characiformes; Serrasalmidae. The coding region runs from base 269 to 5398 and encodes 1709 amino acids.